AUAGUUGUUACCUUGGGGAAUUGGACGCACACACAAGUGUCUGCUCUGCAGUGAAGUUAACUACUGUAGAGUGUAUUCUGGAGUGUUGGCGAGGCUCUCUCGGCCCAGCCCUACUGUAGUAGUUUUGCCGUUGGCCUCUCUUGUGCUUGGAACUGUUCUGUGACUGAUAGAUAGCGUGUGUUGCGUGUACCCCCACCCCCGCCCCCCCCAGCCCGCACCCUGUGCGCCGCUGCUACUAUAUCCUUCCAAGGAGUAGUAGCACUAUUUGUUGAGCGCGUGCGACGACGGAAAACGCCUUUGCCUCCAAGCUGGCUUCCGUGGACACCGCCACCAUGCCGGACCAAGACCUGGCUUCGAAGUACAUGGACCUCCCGCAGCAGGGCCUGACGAGCAUGGCACACACGCCGCCCUACGCCCAACCUCUGGGCUACCAACAGCCGCCCACGCCGGGUUACAAUCCCCCGGGUUACAGCUUUCCGCCCAUGUAUCCCCCCCAGAGCUCCUAUCCCGGGUACCCCAUGGGGUCUUACCUAUCCCCGCAGUGCCCUUCGCCUUCCGUUGACGGUCAGUACAAUAUCUGUCAUCAAAAACCCGAGGACGAAGGCUCAGUGCGCGUUGGAGGCAAAGGCAAGAAAAUGCGAAAACCCCGGACUAUAUAUUCGUCUCUUCAGCUUCAGCAGCUGAACAAAAUUUUCCAAAGGACACAAUACCUGUCUUUGCCCGAGAGAGCUGAAUUGGCCGCCAAACUCGGUCUCACACAAACACAGGUGAAGAUCUGGUUCCAAAAUCGGCGGUCAAAGUACAAGAAGAUGAUGAAAGCGGCUCAGACGAGCGGUCCAGGAGUGCCUCAAGGAGCCCCAGUAGGACCCGGGUCGCCCUUGAGCUCGUCGCCUUUAUCAGCCACCUCUCCACUCCAGCCCUACACCACCCCAACACCCAUCAGUCCGCCCCCACAGACGCACUCUCCAGCACAGACGCCCAUUUCGCAGUCGACAGUCCCAUCAUCUUUGCCUCAGCCUCCUCCCCUGACCACCCUCGUCCCCAUCUCCCACCCGGGUCUCACGUGCCCCCCCGCCCAGCGCCCUUUCCAUGGGCCACCAUCAGCAUCCCCUCCCCAGUUAACACCUUGCGCCCCACCUCACUCCCACCCACCUCCCCCACACCCCCACCACCCACCCCACGCAGCUUCUCCCCACUCCCAUCCGCCUCCACCACAUUCUGUUCAGCUGCCACCCCACUCUCACGUGCCGCCUCAGCACCCACCCACGCCCACAAGUCAGGCUCACGAGAACCACGGCACCUCGCACCUCGGCCCACCGGGCCCUCCUCCUCCUCCACAGCACCACAUGAGCCAUCCGGGACACGGAGGCUACAUGCCGCCCUCAUCGAUAGCUUCCCCAGCUUCAGUCACUGAGCACAUGCCUAUGCCGCCCUCAGCCUCUUCGCCUGGACUGGCUUCGCACCACUGGGACAUGAAACCGCCCGUGUCGACGCCCUAUAUGUACUCCUGGUAUACUCCGGAUCAACAGCACCUCCUCACUUAAGUUCCCGCCAGAGGAAAAUAGGUCGAUGACCGUCGAUGUUUUAUUACCAUGAAGAACCGUAAUGGUCUCUAGCUAUGGGGGGCUGUGUGGUCCUCUUAACCGAAAACAGCUUCAAAAGGGGGGAGAAAUGGAAUGAAAUGUAGGCCCACCCAGCCACGGGGGUUAUUUCCGGGACCAAAGAUACACUUCACCUAAUUCCAGGAGGGUAUUCCAAAGAUGUCGUGCAAUAUACUCACCAUAUUGGUGUAGUUAGCACCAUACUGGUGUAGUUAAAGUUGAAAAGGCCAAUAAAUAGACUUUGCUGUUGAGAACUUGGCUCUCGGUUAGCCAAAGACAGGGAAACACUUAGGGAGGGUUCGCUGUGGUUUUCCAGAAAGACAUGUCCGCCCUAUCCUUUCCCUCAUUUUAUUGUUACCGUAGUAGGAUAUAGUGCCAAGUGCUUAUUCUAAUGAUACACAGGAGUCCGUCGUGUUUGUCUUCGAAUCGAGAUGGAAAUCCAAAAGUUAUGCUGAAUUUUAGUCACCUUAAGAGAUCCGACAAAACGUUGUAAAUACAAUGUGUAUGUUUACUCGUAGAGCUUUGUCCGAUUACGUCAGGGUGAACUGUGUUGAGGACUGUGUUGCGAUGAAUUAUUAUUAUUAUUAUAUAUAUAUUAUGCAUAUAUAUAUGUAAAUAUAUAUAUACAUAUGGAAAGUUUAGCACACAUUGCUCUUAGUACUUAAAGGACUGAAUUACCUGAGAUCACCGAUUGACAAGAAUAACACAGUACUUGAAUUUUGGGAUUCUGAUCUUUGUAAAGUGGUGUUUUGUUGCUGAUAAGAGCGCCAGUAAUAAUAAAAAAACCAGCAAAAAAGUACGUCUUUGUCUAGCAGAAGGAAUACGACAUAUUAUGGGCUGCGCAAGAGCCUCGUGUUCAGUCGAAGUAAGAUAAACAAAAACAGGUAGAAAAUAAAUAAAAAAAAAUCUCAUGGUGAUAUUUGGGGUUCCUUCCCCCAAAAACAAAUCACCAUGAAAAAACACACCAAAGAUGCCUCUAGUUUGCUGCAGAGCUUACGGUGAUGCCUGUACACAUAAAAGCAGUGAAAUGCUUUGAACAGAGGAGCGAAUCAUGGCAGGUAUACAGUUUCCGGUUACCUGUUCUGUUGGUUUUUUCGUACAACAGAUUCUUCAUUUUUUAAUAUAAU
This is a messenger RNA of Macrobrachium nipponense, 2728 nucleotides long. RefSeq names its product homeotic protein distal-less-like. Gene Ontology annotation, biological process: regulation of transcription by RNA polymerase II. Gene Ontology annotation, molecular function: DNA-binding transcription factor activity, RNA polymerase II-specific; RNA polymerase II cis-regulatory region sequence-specific DNA binding. The record is from RefSeq and is a predicted model, not a curated record. Lineage: Eukaryota; Metazoa; Arthropoda; Malacostraca; Decapoda; Palaemonidae.